This is a messenger RNA of Meloidogyne enterolobii, 1215 nucleotides long. The record is from the annotation of a GenBank genome assembly. Lineage: Eukaryota; Metazoa; Nematoda; Chromadorea; Rhabditida; Meloidogynidae.
AUGAUGCGUUAUGUGUCGGAGACAGACGAUAGGGAUUUUGUUGAUCGGUUACACAGCUAUUUCACUACAAAUUUGCUGAUUGGGCUCUCAAUUCUUAUCAGUUUUAAACAAUUUGGAGGGAAGCCUAUUGAGUGUCUCGUCCCAGAUAUUUUUUCUGGUGCUUGGGAACAGGAUACUUAUUUUGUAGCACCUUCUACUUUUGUGGAGAAUAUUUCUAAAGUCGAUAGGGGACAGAGGAGAAUUAGCUAUUACCAAUGGGUUCCUUUUUUUCUUCUGUUGGAGGCUGCCUGUUUUCGUCUUCCCUAUCUUCUUUGGUCUUACAUGUCUGGGCAUUCAGGCAUAAAAAUUAGUGAAAUAAUUAAAAUGUCUUCUGAUCCAAACAACAUAAAACCAGAAAUUCGGAAGGCUAAUAUACGUGCCAUGACUCUUCAUCUACAAGGAGCUCUUCGUUUUCAUAAACAUUUAAAGAAACACCAAAUUCGCCCACAUCGUAUUGUUCGCCUUUUUAAUUUGCCAUAUUCUGCUUCUUAUGUUACCGUUAUUUAUUUGCUAACAAAAUUUUGUUAUCUUUUUAAUGUUUCAUCUCAACUUUUAAUUAUGAAUAGUUUUUUGGAGACAAGUAAAUACUCUUUUUAUGGAUUUGGAGCACUACUUGAUUUGUUAAAUGGUACAACUUGGGAACAAAGUGGAGUUUUCCCCCGUGUUUCUCUUUGUGAUUUUGAGGUCAGAGUGAUGGGUAAUUUACAAGAUUACACAAUUCAGUGUGUUCUAGUCAUAAAUAUUUUUAAUGAAAAGAUUUUUGUUCUUCUUUGGUUUUGGUAUUUAUGCCUGCUUACUUUAACUUUUGGUUCUUUCCUUUUUUGGUUAAGUGUUGUUAUUUUCCCUUGGCCAAAUCGACGAUUUAUUGCAAUGCAUUUGGAAAUGUGUGAAAUGACUUUUGAUCCUUAUGGCAAGGAUUUAAUUUUAAUUGACGUUGAACGUUUCAUUAAUGAUUAUUUACGUCUUGAUGGCCUUUUUGUAAUUCGAUUACUUACACUUCAUACUGGUGUUAUUUUUGGCACAGAAUUAGUCCAAUCUCUCUGGAUAAAUUAUUUUGGUUAUGAAGGAACUGCUUUAAAGCGUUGUUCUUCUUUUCCUGAUGUUAACGAAUUUUCACCAAAUAGCAAAAACAAAAAAUUUUGUUUGUUCAAUUUUUAUAAAAUUAAAUUUUUUUAA